This is a messenger RNA of Struthio camelus australis, 691 nucleotides long. NCBI's taxonomy places the organism in Eukaryota, Metazoa, Chordata, Aves, Struthioniformes, Struthionidae. The record is from RefSeq and is a predicted model, not a curated record.
CCCCAGAAUGCACUAAGAAGCUCUGGGACUUUAUGAGGACGCAUGACAGUGUGUCAAUCCUGAUCUUUAAUACUUCUCGGCAGUGCUUUGUUGUGGUGAAGCAGUUCCGCCCAGCUGUUUACAUGUGCGAAGUAGAAAGGCAUUGUCCUCAAGUCUUCCAGAAUCAGGACAAGGAGAACUUCUGUCGUCUAGAAGAUCCUUUACCUGCUGUAGUAGGAGUGACCUAUGAACUCUGUGCUGGCAUUGUAGACAAACCAGACCUUUCUUUAGAAGAAAUAGCAUGUGAAGAAGUCUUAGAAGAGUGUGGCUAUUGUGUUCCUGUUACAGAGCUAAGGAGGAUCACCUCUUACAGAUCUGGAGUUGGUGUGACAGGUUCUAGGCACACCUUAUUUUAUGCAGAAGUAACAGACCAGAUGAAAACCGGUGAAGGAGGUGGCCAGUCUGAAGAAGGAGAGCUGAUAGAAGCUGUAGAAAUACCUUUAGAAGACUCCAUGAAGUUUGCUUUUGAUGAGAAUCUCCCAAAGACACCAGGUGUCAUUUUUGGCUUUGUGUGGUUCCAAAACAACAUAGCACCUAAGCUACCAAAACAAUAAAAUCAAAGCACCGUAAUUUUGAGGAAAGCUUUCCCACUCGUUCUAUGUGUACAGAAAACUGCACUGCAAGUCUGCCUGCGUUAAUCAACCCAAAUUAU